ACGUCAUUAUUCAUCACCAGGAGAUAGAAAACCCCAUCACACACGGCCACAAUCCAGCCUCACUGGAAAACAACAAUGCAGUCACAAAUGAAGUCAACCCAAAGACAAAGAGGACCGGGGUGCUGGGAGUUAUGCAGCAAGUCAAUCCUUUCAAGUCGACGCCGCCGCUUCCGCCCAGAGUCGGCAACACUUCCUCUUCAGAGUCACUCGAACAAGGGACAGACUCCACACAGAAUCCUGGUAAACUGAAGGGAGUGAUGCAGAAGGUCAACCCAUUCAAAUCUACCUCCCAGGUUUCAAAAGCUCCGUCCUCUGAGUCACUGGGGCAGAGCAGAGCUUCAGACUCUAAUCAGAACCCCGGUGUGUUUAAAGGAGUAAUGCAGAAAGUCAACCCCUUCAAGUCGUCCGCACAGUUGCCAAAGACUGAUCCUCAGGAAGACUGUGCAGAUCCACAAGAGACUGGAAGAGAAAAUCCGGCCAAACAGAAUCCAGGGAUGAUCUCGGGCAUGAUGCAGAAAGUAAAUCCGUUCAAAUCCUCGCAGCCAAAAGAUUCUCGACCUCUGCACGGUGACCUUUCCUCCAGCAGUGGAAGCUUAGAGAACAAUAAUCUGCCAGAGAAGCAGAACCCCGGGAUGUUUAAAGGCAUGAUGCAGAAAGUCAACCCCUUUAAAUCUCACACACAGACGCCAGUGGAUGAAUGUCAGACCGACUCUGUGGGUCCCGACACGAGCUCCUUACUCCAGACGCAGGAAAUUCAAGACCUUCACAGCGAGAACUCGUCCAGCUCUGAAAGUCUGGACGACAGUGCCAUAGAGCGACAUUCUACCUGGUAUGUAGAUUCCAACACCAGCUCAGACGUGAAGAAUCCAGCACCAGUGGAGGUGCCAAAGAAGCGAACCAUGACUUUCAGAAUAAAGCGGAUUCUGCCCCAGGCUCUGUUUGGCUCAAAGGGUUCUGAACCAGCAUCAGGAGACGUAUUACCUGAGGAGGCCGUUGAAGUUGAGACUCUACACCUGGCUGAAGUACCGGUGCCCCUUGAAGGGACAACUCUGGACCCUCUGGACGAUGAAGAAGGACUCUUGGCAUGGUGGAGAACAGUUGACGGAUGGGACGAGUGGAACGCAACAAACCAGGACGAUGAACCUGAAGACGUGGUGGAAGAAGCGGCUGACCGCGUCUUCAUGGCGGCUCGUCUUUUUGUCCGUUUUUUCAACCAGCGCGGCGCCACGCUCCAGCAGCGCAUCCUGGAACUCUUGGCUUUGGCCGACAUGGCCGACAGUUUUCAUAAGAAAACGGUCACGGCCAGCGUCGGCGGGGGUGUGGCCAGCAUCGCCGGGUCCAUCACGACCAUCACCGGCCUCAUCUUGGCGCCGUUCACCGCAGGAACUUCGCUCAUCGUCACGGCCGUGGGGAUUGGCGUCGCCACAGCAGGUGGGCUGACGUCGGCCUCCGCCAACAUCACGGACACGGUCCAUUCAAAGACGGACCGCAAAAAGGUGGAGAAGAUGAUCCAGGACUAUGAGGAGGAGAUGAGGGACAUCAAGGAGUGUCUUCAGUUUCUGCAGGACGGUAUGGAGACGCUUGAGGAGUGGGACUUUGAGAAGUACGCUGACAGCAUCUCGAAGAAGCACCUCAACCAGAACGUCAAACAUGUCAUGAAGGAGGGCGGCCGGGCCGGUAAGUCUUUGGUGAUCAACACCGAGAGCCUCAUCAACACCGUUCAAGUCCUGACCGUUGCCGGCGGGGCGGCUAAAGCAGCGCAGGUGAUGAGCGUCACCACUGGAGUGAUGUCGGGCCUCUUCCUGGCUCUCGACGUCUUUUUCCUGGCCAAGGACUCCAUGGAGCUGAGGAAGGGAGCCAAGACCGAGUUUGCUGCUAAAAUACGCGAGGUUUGCAAGAGCCUGCAGGACGGGCUGCUCCAGCUGAACAGCGUCAAGGAGCAGCUGCAGAAAACGAUGGACGGGAUCGAGGUGGAGGUGGAAGAAGAAGAAGACGAAGAGCAACUGAAGUCUGAUCUGAAGAAACUUGUGGAGCUUGAAGAGGAUUAUUGACCACAACAAAAAAAACACCAGUUUUCACAAUCACUGCCUUUAUUUAAUGACAGCUGUACUUUCGCUUAGCAGCUUUGUAGUGCAUAUUUAUUGUUGUAGUCAUUUUAAUUAUUUCAUUAAAGGUUACCAUAUUUUAUUGUGACUAUGCUAUUAAAUGUUUUUUUGAAAUAAAGGUUUUUCCUUGUUCCUUA
Molecule: messenger RNA, 2242 nt
Organism: Solea solea (common sole)
Lineage: Eukaryota; Metazoa; Chordata; Actinopteri; Pleuronectiformes; Soleidae
Gene: apold1b
Product: apolipoprotein L domain containing 1b
Exons: 21
Coding region: 132-2051 (639 amino acids)
Biological process (GO): lipid transport; lipoprotein metabolic process
Cellular component (GO): membrane; extracellular region
Molecular function (GO): lipid binding
Source: RefSeq, a predicted model, not a curated record